AUGGCAUCCAACGGUGGUCAAGGUGGAAUUCAACAGUUGUUGGCCGCUGAACAUGAGGCACAGGCGAUUGUGAAUGCUGCGAAAAACGAAAAAUAUGCUAGGCUGAAACAAGCCAAAGAAGAAGCUGAAAGGGAGAUUGCUGAACAGCGAACUCUUUUGGAAAACCAGUUUCAACAGAAAUUAUCAGCGAGCAGUGGAGAUUCUGGUGCUAAUGUCAAACGACUUGAGCAAGAGACUGAUAAGAAAAUCCAUGAGCUGAAGACUGAGGCUGCUAGAAUUUCAGGAGAUGUUGUUUCCCUGCUUCUCAAGUAUGUUACAACUGUGAAGAACUAG
Lathyrus sativus (Indian pea) is the source of this 333-nucleotide messenger RNA. NCBI's taxonomy places the organism in Eukaryota, Viridiplantae, Streptophyta, Magnoliopsida, Fabales, Fabaceae. The record is from the annotation of a GenBank genome assembly.